UCCAGCAACCUAAGGACGCGUGCUUGAAUUUGAAAUCAGGAAAAGAGCUUUCUAACAUUAAAAUAGCACUACUCUGGUUUAGUCAGGACACUAGCUACCUUGAUGUAUACAUUUUACAACGUCGCUGCAUUUUGUUCUGCCAGAUUUGCGUGAAAAAGUUUAUGACUGGGAGUUAAACCGCUGCUUAACCUCUGUAUCACUUACCGCUUACCAUCGGAGGGAGAAGAUACCACUUUUGAGAUGAAAGGAGGCGUGCUUCAUUGCCAUUGCUCAAAAUGUUAUUCUGUCCCGGUUCGGAAACGAGUGCGUAAGCGGACCCCAUCUCUAACCUUGCUGUCUCUUCCUGAGGAGGUCUUGCUGUGUGUGCUCCAGUGCCUCUCUGCUGAAGACCUGCUUUCUGUCAGAGCUGUUCACUCUCAGCUACGAGACAUUGUUGACAACCAUUCCAGUGUUUGGGCCAGGAUUAGUUUUAAAGAUACCUGGCCUACUCCUACAUCAUUAUGGCUUUUUGAAAAAGCUGCUGAGAAAGGGAAUUUUGAAGCUGCUGUAAAACUCGGAAUUGCCUAUUUAUAUAACGAAGGACCAUUAUUAAGUGAUGAGGGAAGAGCUGAUGUGUGUGGCCGUAAAGCGUCCCACUACUUCAGUCUUGCAGAAGGCUUGCGAGCUCAGAGCGCUGAUCCCUUUAUAUGGGUGUUCAUCCGUCCUCCUUGGUCUCCUUCUGGUAGUUGCUGCAAAGCUGUAGUAUAUGACCAUCUGAAGAAUGAAUGUGACAGAAACAAGGAUAAUCGAGGACCCUUAUUACACUGUUUGGCCCGUGUUCUACAAUUUUUUGAGGAGGAUGAAAAGUACGAUGAAGCUAUGGCUAUGUUGGAGCAGUCUUCUCUGGCUGGUUGUCUUCAGAGUUCAUACUCUUUAUGGGAGAUUAACCGGAAAACAUCUAGCAGUGACCCUGGAAGGUAUCUACAGUGUGUACGUACUCUCAGGGACUAUGCUGCCAAAGGAUGCUGGCAGGCACAGUUGACCCUGGCUAAACUGUGCAGUGCUGGAAAUCCGCUGGGUUUAGAAACAAAGGCCUGUACUGACCUGGUGUCUCAACUUUUUAGUGUGCCUAACACAUCAGCCAAAUCUGACACUUCAGCCAUCCUAAAACGAGGCAUCAAGGACAGCAUGAGGUACAUAUUGGUGGACUGGCUUGUGGAAGUAACUACGAUGAAGGACUUCUCCAGCCUGACAUUGCAUGUGACAGUGGGCUGUGUGGACCGAUAUCUGGCCCAGCGUUCUGUUCCCAAAGCUUGCCUUCAGUUAUUGGGAAUAGCCUGCAUGGUAGUUUGUACAAGAUAUGUUAGUAAAGAAAUUUUAACUAUUCGUGAAGCUGUCUGGCUUACAGACAACACAUACAAAUAUGAGGAUUUGGUUCGAAUGAUGGGAGAAGUUGUUUCUGUGCUGCAAGGCAAAAUCCGA
Boleophthalmus pectinirostris (great blue-spotted mudskipper) is the source of this 1461-nucleotide messenger RNA. RefSeq names its product cyclin-F. The record is from RefSeq and is a predicted model, not a curated record. Gene Ontology annotation, molecular function: protein binding; cyclin-dependent protein serine/threonine kinase regulator activity. NCBI's taxonomy places the organism in Eukaryota, Metazoa, Chordata, Actinopteri, Gobiiformes, Gobiidae. The transcript has 11 exons. The annotation marks the transcript as partial. Gene Ontology annotation, biological process: mitotic cell cycle phase transition; regulation of cyclin-dependent protein serine/threonine kinase activity. Gene Ontology annotation, cellular component: cytoplasm; centrosome; nucleus.